GUGACGAGGGUGAUUCAGAGUCAGCCACAAUGAUCCCCGAAACACUAAGAAAUACAGGUCAUCAUCCUGCACCGAAACUGAUAUCUGACGAUGGUCUUAUAAUGCCCCGAAAACCUGCGAACCCCGUUAGAGAAAACCCCGACCGACAAAAUCUACACAAAGAGUUAUUAUUCAAUCAGAAAAUAGGUAAAAAUGUGUUAAAUCAAAAAACAGAACUCCAACGCGCCUUAGAGAAACAGAAGGACAAUCUGGCCAGAAAGCAACUCGAAAACCACAUAGCAGCAAAGGCCCCGGAACUUGAAAAAGUCAUUGCGGACAGGGCGAAAAGAUUGCAGAAUCCGAAUGAUGACAAGAAUGAAGAUGAGAAAGUCCUCAAUAAAGAACUCCUUCAAAUUCGAAUGAAACUGAAAACCCGAAAUAAUAGCAACUGAACGAAACAUCAUUUAAAUAUUAAGUUGUUUGAUAUAAGAUGAAUUAUUUAAUGAAUCGAUUUAUCUUGGCAGAAUGUCAAAUUAUUGUGUUUUAGGCAUAGAUUAUUUAAUGUGAUAAGUAUUGGACUAAGUUUUUUAUUUCAAGAACAUUAUAAAUGUAUAGUAUAAAUAUAAGAAUGAAAAAUAUUUUUUUCUAUUUCUAUUUUGGAAUAUUCACCAGAUGAGACUGUGCAGAUUUAUUCUUACUAAACUGCCUCAAAAAUGCAAAUAACUUCAUAACAAAUGUACAGUAAUAAUAUAAUUCAAUAAACAAUCAGACUUGGAAAUUC
Messenger RNA from Leptinotarsa decemlineata (Colorado potato beetle), 760 nucleotides. Its product is annotated as protein FAM107B. The record is from RefSeq and is a predicted model, not a curated record. NCBI's taxonomy places the organism in Eukaryota, Metazoa, Arthropoda, Insecta, Coleoptera, Chrysomelidae.